Messenger RNA from Symbiodinium sp. CCMP2592, 603 nucleotides. The record is from the annotation of a GenBank genome assembly. Lineage: Eukaryota; Dinophyceae; Suessiales; Symbiodiniaceae.
AUGCCGCUCCAGCUCUCCGUACUUCCUUGCGGAUUUGUGCACCAGCUCUUGGACUACCACCAGAACUUGUUCGCGUACGCCGUGGCCGCGACUCACCCCCCUAUUGAUGGCAGUCCAGGAAAUUCUAUUCGGCAGACUACACGACAUCCCGAUGACGUCAUGAUCCGUGAUCGCCUGGCCGAGCUCAUUGACCGUCACACUAACCUCUUCUACGGGUUCUUUCGCGCUGGAGACAACUAUUAUCAUGGCCUAUUUGUUCUCACCUUCGACAUCGGCGUCAUCUCGGCAAUUUCGGCCACCAACCGCCAUCUCAAUGAUGCACUCGCCAUCUACCUCCUCGCUCGCUCCAUGACCACAGUUGCCCUUCUACCCGCGGAUCGUUCUGAACCUCCUGAUCUUCUUCGUCGGCGUCUUCCACUUGGCUCGGAGUUCUCCAGCAUUGUGCGGUUCUCCUCAUUGACGUACCGCUUGGGUAUUCCCUCCUAUUUGACUGAGUUCGAUUGCACGGAGGUCCCCCGCAGUCGUCUAUUCCGAUUACGACUCCAUGCCUUUGGCACCGCCCUGCAGAGCAGACACCUGCAGGAUACCUCCUGGAGCGGAUGA